CGGGAAAGUUCGAGUCUCGUGAGAAUGGUUAGUGUCAGCCGGGCAUUGGAAGAGGAAGGUAGCACUUCUUGGCAGUUCGUCGAAAGCUGUGACUGAUUGAACACGAGGAUGCGCGUGAGUCUGAUGUGGCAGGGCCUGGUCGCCUUCGGGCUGGUGGCUCUCCUGGCCGGCCGCGGGAGGGGCUUUGUGUCUUCGUUUCCGGAGGCCGGGGAGAGGCUUCUGGCGCUGCAGGAAAGGGUCGUCAAGUUCGCAGAAGGAGACACAAGACGCCGGGAAGGAGGUACUGGCGACUUCUCCAACAUGUGGUCCCAGUGGCACAAGGACGCCUCGCACCUCCUACUGAAGCUGAAAACGCCCGGAGACAAGCUGAUGGCCAUUAGGAGCAAGCUUCUCGAUAAGAUCAUGAGGGAGUCCAAACAACUCACCUCCAACAACCAGUCGAUCGUAUCCAUCGCCUUCCUGGCCUUCGGCGUGAUUCUCUUCGACGUGCUGGGAGACGCCCUCUUCGGCACCAGCUCGAACAUCCUGGCGUCGCUGGGGGGCGGGCUGCAGGGGCGCGAGACGCUCCUCCCCGGCCUCGGGAUUUUCGGCGACAACGUCAAUAACCUGGCGGAAGUCGUGCUCAAUAUGAUCACCAUCUACCUGUACAGGGACGAGAGCCCCGACUGCGGGGAGCGCCUCCUGUGCGAGAGCAACCAGCAGGCCGUGAGCCGCGGUUUCCUCGACACCCUCGUGACGUACAUCAGUGGGUUCGCGGUGUCGUUCCUCCUGCACGAAGCUCCUCUCUCCCGCAACCUACAAGCCAUGAGGGCGGGCAGGAAGGGCCAAAACUGCAUAGAAAUAUACCCGAAGUGCUCCAUCACCCUGUGAGGACUCGGGGAGGCUCUCGACGAAGCUGCCCAGGCUGCCAUGUCGGCGCUGAGCGGCAGAGAGGAGAGCCAGACCGCGCCUUAGACCGCGAUGGAAGCUACCGAAGGCGAGAACGACCGUCGGAACGCAGUCAGAGCUUUCUGUAAGGACUCGUAUAUCUACGGUCUUCAUGUGCCGGGUUUCAUGUAUGCUUCUAAGUUAAAGUACUAUUACAGAGUACAUCAAAUUAUGUUAAAUGAGCAUCAGCACAAAAGCGAUCUCGAGUACAUGCGGAAUUGAUAAAUUGCAACGAUAGAUGAAUAUUCUAUAAGAAGUUCCAGCUUCUUGUCAAGAGAUCAUGUAUUAAAAAAGCGAUUGCGCUGGUGGAAUUUUCACAAGACCCGGUGGCAGAGGGCUAGUCUGUUGUGUUUCUUCGGGGUCGAGUGAAGGUCGAGCUUCCAAUCCUCCUGUGUAAUACGGGCUUGUGUGGGAACGGGCUUCGGAAAGUUUCUAUUUUCGGGGAAUGUAUCGGGGCACAUUGUUUAUAUAAGUAUAUUAUAUAGACCUUGUCGGGGCAGGCUCAGGCUUUACUAACUGCGCAUAUCCUCCUCGCUACAGUUAUGACCUACCUUGAUCCAGUCACAGUUACAGGUCGCACUUUGGCAACUUGUCUUUCAAACGAUAUGGCAAAACGUUUAGAAAAUCCAUUAGCUUUUAGGUCUUUGGUUAUGACGAAACUGAUAUUCAAUGAUCUUCCAGAUUUGGAUUUUCACUCAACGGUCGAAUACUUGUGUAAAGAGUUAUAGAAAACGGACACAGUAUUGACAAAUUGCAGGCGGGACAAAUGUAAAAUGUCUCUGCCAAACGAGUUAAACUAAUCAUUAGUCUUAAAUUAUCCUUAUUUUAAGGACUUGGAACUCCUUCACAGGACUCCUCGGGCAUUAUUAGGUUAAGGAAAGUUUAUUUGUUUUGUGGUGAAUAAAUAUUAUUGUUUAUAUCCGUAUCCACAUUACAAACUGCGGUAUCAACAAUGUUUCGGAUAUACCUUUGCAUCGAUGAUAGGCAUGGAUUAUAUUUUGUUAUUCUGGCAGUCGGUCAGAGGUGAAAUCCUCCUCAAUUGAAAAUAAAUAUCAGUUAAAGAGGUUAAAUACAAUAAAGAUUUUCACAUUGCUUAUUCCUCUAGCAUCCCAUCAAUCAAAAAUCGAAAUAUGUAUAGCACAUGUAAAAAAAACCGGGACGUGAUGUAAGUUGCAACACAACUUUUACCCCUUUUUCUCCCUGCUUUUACUUGGGUUCUUGGUUGAACGAGACAGUAGUGCCGAGGUAACUACAGAUAAAUCGAUAACAGAAUCUAUGAAUCAAACAUUCAACAACUUAUAAAUAACUUGGCAUUCGGCGGCGUUCAAUCAAUAGACCAAAUAACCAACGACAUAAAUAAGAUCAAUUUAGCAUUCGAAAACGUUCACUCAAUGUAUCUGAAAAUCAACGACGUUUUAUUUAACUUGGCAUUCGAAAGCGUUCAACCUUGACUUCGAGUAAACCAGAGAUAAUGAAACAAAAUGAAACAUCGGCGUUCGAAACCGCAUGCGGACGAGCCGACGUGGACGACUCGCUAAAUAAGUUGUGUUGAAACUUGCAUUUGAAACAAGCAACAAGGUGGAUAUUUGAAAGAGAGAAAAAAACGCUAAUUUGAAUUAAUGAAGGAAGAUUGAAUGGGUUGGGUUAGGAGGAUGAAGGGAAAUGUAAUUCUACUUAAAAGAAAGAUUUUUAAUUAUAGAUAAUUACCACUUACUGAUAGAUGUUUUGUACGUUUAUAUUUCUCUCUGAAUAUAGGAGUAUAAUAUGAUAUAUAACUGAUGCAUUUGGAUAUAACUACCAAUAAAAUAAAAGCAAAUUGAA
Molecule: messenger RNA, 2748 nt
Organism: Penaeus chinensis
Lineage: Eukaryota; Metazoa; Arthropoda; Malacostraca; Decapoda; Penaeidae
Exons: 6
Coding region: 109-870 (253 amino acids)
Source: RefSeq, a predicted model, not a curated record